Messenger RNA from Fraxinus pennsylvanica, 963 nucleotides. Lineage: Eukaryota; Viridiplantae; Streptophyta; Magnoliopsida; Lamiales; Oleaceae. The record is from the annotation of a GenBank genome assembly.
AUGGUUUGUCUGAAGGAUCCCUUGGUGCAGAAAGUGAGUGAUUUGUACGAGAAAAUCUCAAAACUGGACAGCCUUAAACCCUCCAAAGAUGUCGACAUGCUGUUUACACAACUUGUUCUCACGUGCAUUCCACCAUAUCCCAUUGAUGUCACGAAAUUAUGUCAGAAAAUUCAAGAAAUGAGGUCUAAUCUCAUUAGACACUGUGGGGAAGCUGAAGGGUUGCUGGAGAAACAUUUUUCGACGAUCUUAGGUUCUUUUGACAACCCACUUGACCAUCUUGAAAUUUUUCCCUAUUUCUCGAAUUACCUAACGUUGAGUCGUCUCGAGUAUAACAUCCUUAGCCAACACUGCUCGGAUGUCCCGAGCCGCGUGGCAUUCCUAGGAUCAGGUCCCCUCCCUCUUACCUCAAUUGUCUUGGCUUCUUAUCACAUGACUUCCACUAUUUUCCACAACUACGAUAUUGAUCCAUCGGCCAAUUCCAUGGCGUCCCACCUUGUGGAAUCCGAUCCUGAUCUGUCGAAAAGAAUGUUAUUCCACACUACGGAUGUAAUGAGUGUGACAGAUGCAUUUAAGGACUAUGACGUAGUAUUUUUGGCAGCACUUGUAGGAAUGGAUAAGAAGGAAAAAAUUGUAGUCAUUGAGCAUUUGGCCAAGUACAUGAAGCCGGGGGCACUGCUGAUGCUGAGAAGCGCCCAUGGGGCACGCGCUUUCCUUUAUCCGGUGGUGGAGCCUUGUGAUCUCCGAGGAUUUGAGGUUCUGACAGUGUUCCAUCCGACAGGCGAGGUUAUCAAUUCUGUUGUCAUUGCUCGCAAGUCUCCGGAUUUGUCUACACGUUCGAUUGAUCACGGGUAUAUUAACGGAUCCUUGAUGAUUUCAUGCAAAUGUGCUGAGAUUCAAGCGUUCAAUCCCCUCAAUCAGAUGAACAUGAUUGAGGAAUUGGCUAUGGAAGAUCAUCUUUCUUGA